Molecule: messenger RNA, 876 nt
Organism: Guyanagaster necrorhizus
Lineage: Eukaryota; Fungi; Basidiomycota; Agaricomycetes; Agaricales; Physalacriaceae
Exons: 8
Coding region: 1-876 (291 amino acids)
Source: RefSeq, a predicted model, not a curated record
AUGGGCGACGUUUCCCCAUUGCUGCUCCACUCUCGCGAACUCGCAGUGUUGAUUUGUGGAUUUGUGGAGCGGAGGUAUAUGCUGCCGCCGGCCACGUUGUCAUGGGACCUUGAACCUCUGGACCCGCCACCCCAGGGCAGGGCCCAUGCGACUGCGGGCCCCCAUGAGCUUAACAUGCAACUGGCGGGACUAGCUCGAGACGGUUUCAGUAUCGUCCGUCACCCACGAGAGCCAGCUGCAAGGGCACGCAUACCAAUUUCAUUUUUACCUUCUAGCCCACCGCUAUCUCUUCACGCCCGCCUCGGGAGCACCUCCGCGGCCGUUGGAGGCAUGGACCCUAUGACAUCGCAAGCGUCAGAGUCCGGUGGAGACACCCUUCCUGCCCCCCCCACCGCGGACUCGGAGGAAGCCGCCCGCGUUGGAGAGAACACUCCCUUCCCUGGUCGCGGCGCGCCGGCCGUUCCGCACCUAUCGAGUGAAGAUGCGAUCACUAUCGAAUGGGGGGGCCUCUCGGACGGUAUCUCUCGGGUGUGGAAGCUCAUCGGAGACAAGCUCCAGCCCUACGGUAGCAGGUUCUCGUUUGUGGGUGAGGUGUUGGAUGCGGAGUUCAUGGUCGUCAUGCAGAGCGCCGUGUUCAGGAAAGGCUACAAGGGUAUGGAGCCGGCAAAGAUACCGCAGUUUAAGGAGGGUGAGCGAGAUAAAGUAGCGAAGAAGCUGGUAGAGGAAGGUACUGAACGUAUAACGUUGCUAUGGUGGCACAUUCGAGCUAGGGAUGUUGUGCCAAUUGAGGGGACGCGGAGCACGUAUGAGGACGACGAUACGAUAAAUCGAUACUCGUUCGGCGGUCAAGGUAGAGACAAGACGACCAAUGAGUGA